Molecule: messenger RNA, 1241 nt
Organism: Salvelinus sp. IW2-2015
Lineage: Eukaryota; Metazoa; Chordata; Actinopteri; Salmoniformes; Salmonidae
Source: RefSeq, a predicted model, not a curated record
UCCUCUUCCAGUCCUCGGCUGAUGACUAAGAGCCUGUCUCUGGAUCCUGGUGCUCACGGUGYUUGCCUCGGGGCCGACGACUCAGACACCCAGACUCCUCGCCUCAGCUCAGACCCCGGAUCUCUGACCUCUGGGUCCCUUGGUCUGCACCCAUCCACGCCCCUGCUGCACCCAGCUGGACACGGCUGUAACGGAGGAGACACUGAGAGUGGAACUCCUCAAGAAGUGCCCUCCACCGCCCUCAAGAGACGCCCUCCCUUACCUGGGCCUAAACCACAAGUGCCCCCAAAGCCUCCUCACCUGCAGCAGAGUGCUGGUGCUCCUAGCCCUGCCCCCGCGCCCCGGACAAGCCCCUCCCACCCCUCCACCCUGCAGACCUCUUCUGCAGACCCCAGAGGGGGAGGAGCCUGCCGACCGCUGACACUCCCCCGUGCCGAGGGAAGCUCCUCCCCCACCGCUGUGUGCUCUCCCUCAUUGAGAAGUUUGAGAGGGAGCAGAUCAUUGUGGUGCCUGAUAUCAUGGGAGGGGGUCUCUUUACCCCCAGGGUCCCGGAGACAGGACCAGUUGGGAGUCCCUUCUCUCCCCCAGUCUCAGAGCUCACUCUGGGCUGUCUCCACGUGGCCUGCCCCCCUGCUUCCUCUCAAGAGAUGGAUGACCUACCUCAGGGGCUGGCUGUGUUGGCUGGCGUGGUGCUGGGAGAGAAAGCAGCGGAGACAGACAACAUGGAGGAGGGUAAUGAUAAAGAACUAGGAGCGUUGUGCUCUGCCUCUGACAAGCGACUGUCCAUGGAGUCCGGUUAUAGCGCCUCAGAGAAACUCACAGACGCCGUGGAGAUAAGGGGGCAGGCGGAGUCAGAAAGCCAAUCAGGGAUCCCCUCUGACAACUUGUCCCUCCUCCAGCCGCAAGUGGACGGCAAACUGGCCAAUCGAGACUCUGGCAUCGACAGCAUCAGCUCUCCGUCCCACAGUGAGGAGCUGUGUUUCGCCGGCGACGAGGACCGGGUCAUCUUCCCCUGUAGUCCCGCCCUCACGCUGCCACGCCUCUCUAGCUCCUCCUCCUGCAGCUAUGCGGAGGGUCCGGGRGGAGAGGGGGCGUCGGCUGAGGGUGGGGGGGAUUCGGAGGGGGACAGUGACUUGGAGGAGGGGAGCGGGGAUGAGACCAUUGAACUCAUCAACCCCAUGAUGGAUCUGCAGCCUCUGGCACUGGCCCUGCCUAAAACAGACAGACAGGACUCUACAGAG